CAGAUUUCUAAGUCCUCUCUGAGAAUACCAAUCAUCUCCAGCUCUCUACGAAGUAUUUUCUUUUGUUUUGUCUCUGAAGAAAACAAGCACUCUACAAACUAUUUUCUUUUCUUUUGUCUCUGAAGAAAACAAAGGAACAAUGGGGAAGCAAUCUAACAAAGCCAACAAGAAGGCGGAGAAUUUCGGAAAAGGGAAUGUAACUCCGACCCAAGUCGCCUUCCUCGUCGAUCGGUAUCUCUCCGACAAUAAUUUCUCCGAAACUCGCUCUCUAUUCAGAACCGAAGCUUCUUCUCUCCUCUCCAAAUCCUCCUCUCAAGAGGCGCCGAAGAGCUUGCUGAGUCUAGGGGCGAUUUUGAACGAUUAUAUAUGUUUGAAAGAACAAAAAGUUAUGGUGGAUCAAGAAAAGAUGAGAUUGGAGCAGGAAAAAUCUCGGGUACAGACGCUGUUGCAGAGUUUUCAGAACGCCAUGAACGCUUACAAUGCCAGCGGAAGCCCCCCUGCACCUCCCGUUCCUACGGUUGCAAUGAAUCCGGCAGUUACGCUUCCUCAGUCGCAGCCGUUUACUGGAUCCCCUGCAGGUUUGCCUGCGUACAAAGGUCCUAUUGUUCAUUCAGUUUCAACUCCUUCCAACAUCAAUACUCAACUUACAAAUUUCUCGUCGCCAAUGACAAGUUAUCCACUCGCAAUUAACAAGAGGAAAGACUCUAAAGUUGUUUCAGAUGCUCCACCAGUGGCUAAGAGAUCUCGUAACAAAUCUUCUACGAGAACGUUUGCGGACAAAGCUCAUAUUCAAGAAAGUGCCCAGCCCUCCUUUCCAUCCGAUUCGUCACCCAACAAUUCUGUUGGUGGGUCUUUGCAAAAUGGAUCCAGCGUGGCAAAGUGUCUGUUCAACCAGCCUUCAAUGCCCAUUUCAGCAAAUACUUCUGUUCCCGCAACACCUCCAAGAGCAAACUCCUCUCAAAGUGAUAAAUCCAUAUCUCCUCUUGAGUUUUUUUCCACUACUAACUACAGUAAUGAUAAUACUCCUGAAGGGCUCACCACAACGCGAUGCACUGUAAUUUCAUCCAAAAGAGUGACAGUGAGCCCAUUCAAACAGAUAGCUUACUCCAUGGAAAGGAACCACUGUGUUUCCACUUCCUCCCCAGUCAAGACAAACUUGAAGAGGCAGGCUAAGAGGGAUCAUGUAAAAGGAAGGCUAGAUUUCGAUGGCUCUGAUGUGAACUCGGACCAACCAAUGGCCGAUCAGAUUUCAACAUCCGAGUCUGAGAAGGAACUAGACCUUUUUGACAUUGAUUUGUCCAAUUUAGAUUCGAUCUCUUUCAGUGAUAUGUUACGCGAUUUUGAUUUUGAAUGUGAAGAAGUGGGAUAUUCUUGCCAUCCAGCCAUAGACGCGUCUAAGGACACUGCUGCAGGUUCAUCCCCUGAAUCAAUGGAUGGUGAUAUGGGAGCUAACCAACUUAUGUCAGAAUUCUCAUCAACUGUGACUGAAGUACUUGCACAGAAAGACACCAGUGUGCAAGGCUCAGACUCUCUGACAGCAGUCAAAUCUGUAACAAGAUGCAUCAAAAUUAUAAGCCCUGUGAAAAAUCGAGGGAGUCCUCUGGAUCAGACAUGUUCUCCAACAAAUUGACUGGAAUUUGACAUAACUCUUAGGAUGCAAUGGUACCUGUACUUAACAGAAAAUAUGUAAAUAAGCUAACUAUUCUAAGCAACAAUUGGCAGGAGCUAUAUUGGUUUUGGUAUA
Morus notabilis is the source of this 1744-nucleotide messenger RNA. RefSeq lists its product as uncharacterized. The transcript is spliced from 7 exons. The coding region runs from base 140 to 1630 and encodes 496 amino acids. The record is from RefSeq and is a predicted model, not a curated record. NCBI's taxonomy places the organism in Eukaryota, Viridiplantae, Streptophyta, Magnoliopsida, Rosales, Moraceae.